AUGCCCUCAAUAGCCCCAUUUCUACGCACAACUCCCCUCUUCACCAUAGCCCUACUUCUCCGCCUAGGUCUACUCUUCUACGGAAUCUACCAAGAUGCCCACUCGGCUCUGAAAUACACAGAUAUCGACUAUCUUGUCUUCACGGACGCUUCCCGAUUCGUCGCAGAGGGUUUGUCACCCUAUGCCCGGGACACAUACCGUUACACGCCACUUCUCGCCUGGCUUCUGACCCCGACUGUCCGUUUUCCUGCCUUUGGCAAGCUGGUCUUUGCUGCGGCAGAUCUACUAGCAGGAUGGCUUAUCCUGCGCGUCCUUAGACGGAGGGGCAUGGACGAGGCCACAGCUGGGGGCUUUUCUGCUUUGUGGCUAUGGAACCCUAUGGUUGCGACUAUCAGCACCCGUGGAAGUUCGGAAGGCCUGCUGGGAGUUUUGACAAUGGGCUUGCUAUGGGCUGUUGAGAGGCGAAGACUCAGUCUUGCAGCGAUCAUUCUGGGUCUGUCGGUUCACUUCAAGAUAUACCCUUUCAUCUACGCACCAGCUAUCGUUUGGUGGAUGGACGAUGCACGUCUAGGAAAUGAGACAAGGCCUUCUGCCCGACCUUCGUCAGCCAAAGAGGCCAUCUCAAACUUCUUUACCUCGGAUCGCCUCAAGUUUGGUCUUCUCAGUCUUAUAACUUUCAUGAUCCUCAACCUCAUCAUGUUCUCCAUCUACAACACACCAUUCCUUGAGCAUACUUACUUCCACCACGUUACGAGAAUUGAUCACCGUCAUAACUUCUCGCCCUACAACGUCCUGCUGUAUCUCACAUCCGCCACGCCUGCCAGCGCUGCACCUACAUUCCGUAUCGAGUCGUUCGCUUUUCUCCCCCAACUCCUUCUGUCAUGCGUUCUUAUCCCUGUCGCCAUCGCCAAACGCGACCUUGCGACAUCCAUGAUGGCUCAGACCUUUGCCUUUGUAACAUUUAACAAAGUUUGUACAUCUCAGUACUUCCUUUGGUAUAUGGUCUUUCUACCACUCUACCUCCCCAACUCAUCCUUUCUUCGAAACCGCAAGCUCGGUGUCUUAGCUCUGUUGCUCUGGGUUGUCUCCCAAGCCGCUUGGUUACAACAAGGAUACCAGCUAGAGUUCCUCGGCAUUAGCACCUUCUUCCCCGGUCUUUGGCUUGCCUCUCUUGGCUUCUUCUUGGUCAACUGCUGGAUUCUGGGGAUCAUUAUCAGUGACGGAGCCGCUCAGUCAACAAGAUCAACUGUCAAGUUUCACGUUGAAUAG
Messenger RNA from Fusarium sp. VM40, 1269 nucleotides. Lineage: Eukaryota; Fungi; Ascomycota; Sordariomycetes; Hypocreales; Nectriaceae. The record is from the annotation of a GenBank genome assembly.